AUGUCAAUUGACAAUUUAAAGAAAUUUUUACAAAGUUAUGAUUUUGAAAAUUCCGGUGAUUUAAACAAAAUAGAAUGGAUAAAAUUAUGCUCUAAUUCAACAAUUAAUAUAUCUAGUGAAUUAUCAUUAACAUUAUUCAAUGAACUUGAUACAGAUAAUGAUGGAUUAAUUAAAAUAUCAGAUAUAUUACAAGAAUUAGAAAUAUGGAAAGCAUCGAAUCAAUCAAAUUGUAAUUUGAAUCAUUUUGAUAAAAUCGAUAAUAAUCAAUAUGGGAAUGAAUGUAAAAAUGAGGAAUUAAUAUUAAAACAAGAUCCAGUUAUCUUAGAAAGACGUAAAAAAAGAUAUCCAAUAAUUCCAUCGGAAAUAAUCAUAACAAAUGAAGAAAGCGAUCAAUGGAUGCCUAAAAAGGAAAUUAAUCCAGAUGGAUCAGAAGUUUUUACAACUACACCUAUAGUCAAAACUCCAAGAUACAGUAGUGUUUGUGAAUUAGAAAGUGUAAUAUCACAGAAUUAUCCAGAAUUAUUAAGUCCGUUCAAAAUUGUUCUAAAUGAUUUUCGAAAUGAACUUUUACGAACUAAAAAAGAAAAAAUCGAUUUGGAAGAAACAUACAUAAAAGAGAAGGAAAAACGUAAAAGUGAUUUAUCUAGAUUAGAAGGUGAACUUGAAUUACAGAUCAAAUCAAUAGAGGAACGUGCCAAAUCGGAAGUACAUGAAAAGUUACAAAGUGAGUAUAGAACACUGGUCUCUAACAAAGAACAAGAAAUCACAGAAAUACGGGAACAAGUUGAAAGUUUACAACGUAAAAUUAAAAAUCAUUCCUCUAAUUGUUGUGAUUCAAUGAAUAGUCCUAUUAUAUUGAAAAAAUUUACUGAUUCAUUUGAUAAAUCAAAUUCUUCUUUAAUUUCUUCUUUACAUUAUGAACAUCUUAAUCAAAAUGAAACGAUAGAACAAAAUUCAUAUAAAAUUGAAUUACAAAAUGUUUUAUCAAUUCUAGCUCAAAGAGAAUUUGAAUUGAAAACAUUAAAAGAUCAAUUAAUUCAACAAGAAACACAAUUAACAAUGGAUAAGCAUGAAUUAAUUAGUCAAGAAGAAGAGAAACAAAAUCUAUAUUCUCAAUUAAAUGUUAUGCGAACAACAAUGGAACGUUUAAAUAAAACAAACGACUACUUAUGUUCAGCGUUGCAUCGUGAAUCAAUUCACAGGCCAAGUAGAACGUCACCAUCGAGUGCUUUCUCAGAAUUUAUGGAACAAAGUGAUAACAACGAAACCAAUCUACAGCCAUGUAGAUUUUCAACAGGAAUCAAUUUUCCAUUAGAACCGUAUGAAUUUGAUAGUUUGGAAAAUAUUCUACCACUCCAACGCCAACAAAAUCAUCAUCUUGAUUCCACAUGUCGACGCUCAGAUUACUCUAGUGAGAAUAUUAGCAGUGUCAGUGGUUCCAAUUAUGAUAAGAAUGAAUUUAUAGCUCUCGAAAAUAAUACUGAAGAACAACACCCUACAGAAACUUUAACGCCAACACGUAUAUUUAAAGUGAUUUUAGUCGGGGAUUCAGGUGUUGGCAAAUCUAGUUUCUCAUAUCGAUUUUGUGAUGGAAUAUUUUAUCCACAACUUAGAGCUACUUUAGGAGUUGAUUUUCGAACAAAAAAUAUUAAAAUGAAUAAUUCAGUGUACACUAUUCAAUUAUGGGAUACUGCUGGACAAGAGACGUAUCGUUGUAUUGUCCGUUCAUAUUUCCGCAAAAUUGACGGUGUAAUUUUAAUGUAUGCAGUUGAUCAACCUGAUACAUUUGCAAAUAUCAAAUAUUGGAUGGAAAUGAUAAAAGAAUCGACAAGUGAAGAAAAUGUUCCAAUUCUUCUAGUUGGUAAUAAAGUUGAUUUACGCAAUACCAGUAGUAACAAUGCUAAAGAAAGUUAUAAUAAUAAUGAUGAUAUGAAAAAAGAUGAAUCGCACAAGUACAUCACAUAUGAAAUGGGUGCCAAUGUAGCUAAAUUACAUCACGUUUCAUUCAUUGAAACAAGUGUAUUAAGCAAGCAUAAUAUCACAGAAGCUGUUGAACUUCUUACGGAAGGGAUGAAGUUGAAUGAAGAUGAACAAGUUGCAGUUGUCACAUUAACUACAUCAUCAUCAGGAUCAUUGAAAAGAAAUAUUGGCAAAAUGUCUAAUACAAACAGAAAAAUGUGUUGUACAUAAUCUAUGAGCGUUUACAUACACAAAUAUUCACAUAUUGUAAUAUUUAUUCAGUUGUAUAUUUCAAUGAAUAACAAAAAAAACCAACCCCACAGAAUUCCAAUGACAUUGAUGAGAAAGAGAAAAUGGGGUUGGUGUUGAUGAUUAUAACAAUUAAUAAUAAUAAUAAUAAUAAUAAUAAUAAUAAUAAUAACAAUAAUAAUAAUAAUAAUAAAAACUAGAAUUACCUAAGAGUAACCAGAAUUUAUUAGAUACAACGUUAUUUGUCUAUUUCUCACAUGAUUGGCUGAACUAUGUAAUUAAAUUAACAAAUUAAUUUCUCAUUCUCCUUAUAUCUAUCGCGUAUACGCCCUUAUACAAAUAAAUGAAACAACAAGGAUACUCAUUAAAACGAAUGUGCCUAAUGUGAAUCAUUUUCUUUAAAUAUUUAAUGCUUAUUUCAUGCAUCAUUGUGUUCUCUGUCCAGUCAUCAAUAAACAGUAUGAUAUUACAUUGGUCUCAAGUUUUGAUUAUCUGCUAUUUCCUAUUUGGAAACUGUAAUUCUUCAACACACACACACACACGUACACAAAAUGUGUCAUCAUAGAUUAAGUUUAUAAAAGACAAUGCAUAAGCAGUAAUAAUAUCAAUAUCCACAUAAUUGAUUUUUAUUCUAAAUGAGAUCAAUCAAUUGAAUUUCAUUGUUUCUUCCUAUAUUUAUUUUGUUAUGAUUAUGACAAAUUAUAUUGAUCUUUUUAAUGUUUCCGUGACCCGA
Schistosoma intercalatum is the source of this 2941-nucleotide messenger RNA. The record is from the annotation of a GenBank genome assembly. Lineage: Eukaryota; Metazoa; Platyhelminthes; Trematoda; Strigeidida; Schistosomatidae.